Capsicum annuum is the source of this 2518-nucleotide messenger RNA. Its product is annotated as secreted RxLR effector protein 161-like. The coding region runs from base 1088 to 1720 and encodes 210 amino acids. The record is from RefSeq and is a predicted model, not a curated record. NCBI's taxonomy places the organism in Eukaryota, Viridiplantae, Streptophyta, Magnoliopsida, Solanales, Solanaceae. The transcript has a single exon.
UUAGAGCAAGGCCUGCUGUACUUAUGGGAUACUAAGAAGUACCAAAGGGCUACAUUCUUUAUGAUAUUAAAACUAACUCUUUCUUUAUCAACAGAGAUGUUAUUUUCAAGGAAGAUGUGUUUCCAUUCACACUAGUGAAACAAGAUGCUGAUCCAAGCAUAUUUCAACAAGUUGAAUUGAGCUAUUAGGAAUUGGAAGCCGGUGAAGGAUUAAAUCCACCUCUAUCAUCUACAAUUCCUCCACCACAUCCACCAGAAGUUGAUCAUCAAAGAAAUGGUCAUUCAAUACCUCACACUGACUAUAUGGAUAAUAUUCAGGAGUACAGAAGAUUAGAAAGGGAAAGGAGGCCACCCUUGUGGAUGAAAGAUUUUGUGUCACUAAGUGCUCAAGAUGGACCCUAUGCUAUGGCCAACUACAUAGCAUAUGAUCAGUUAUUUGCUUUCCAUGAGACAUAUUUAGCUAAUAUGUUCUGAAGCCAUGCAUUCAGAAAUCUCUGCACUUGAAGGAAAUCAGACCUAGGAAAUUGUUAAACUACCUGAAGGGAAAUAAAGCCUAUAGGAUGUAAGUGGAUUUAUAAGAUUAAAUAUAAGUCAACAGGUGAAAUUGAAAGACUAAAGGCUAUACUUGUAGCUAAGGGGUAUAGUCAAAAGGAAGGGAUUGACUAUCAAGAGACUUUUUCCCCAGUUGUUAAGAUGAAAACUAUUAGGACAAUCUUAACCAUUGCUGCUCAAAAUCAGUGGCAUAUACAUCAGAUGGAUGUAUUUAAUGCCUUCCUUCAGGGUGAUUUGUUUGAUGAGAUUUAUAUGGAAAUGCCUCAAGGAUUUCAAAGACAAGGGGAGAAGACAGUGUGUAGACUUAGAAAAUCCCUCUAUGGUCUCAAACAAGCUCCAAGACAAUAGAAUACUAAGUUGUCUGAAGCCUUGAUCAAUCUUCAGUUCAAACAAAGUGAGUUGGAUCACUCUUUAUUCAUCAAGAAAUAAAAAGUUGGGGUUGUGACAGUUCUUAUCUAUGUGGAUGAUAUGCUCAUAAUUUGAGACAGUAUCAAUGUCAUAGAAGAGAUUAAAGCAGAUUUAAAGAAGGUGUUCAGAUGAAGGAUCUAGGAGAUUUAAAAUACUUCCUAGGAAUUGAAUUUGCUAGAUCUAAACAUGGAAUCUUAAUGCACCAAAGGAAAUAUUCCUUGGAACUCAUUGCAGAAACAGGACUAAGUGGUGCAAAACCUUCAGCAACAUAUGUAGAUACAAACACAAAGCAGACAAUCAAAGAGUUUGGUGACUAUAUCAAAAGCACUGAAUCUUCUGUAGUAAAUGAUUCUUUAGCUGACCAAGGAAAGUAUCAAAGGUUAAUAGGUAAACUUCUAUAUUUUACCACGACAAGACCUGAUAUAUCUUUUGCAGUACAAACUCUAAGUCAGUACUUGCAACAGCCAAAACAUUAUCACAUGGAAGCUGCUAUGAGAGUUGUGAGGUACAUCAAGAAUAAUCCAGGUCAAGGUGUACUUUUAUCCGGUAAGAGCAACACUGAUAUCACAACAUACUAUGAUGCUGACUGGGCAGCAUGUCCUCACCCUAGAAAGUCAGUUUCAGGGUACUUUGUGAAACUAGGUGACUCACUGGUGUCAUGGAAAUCAAAGAAACAAAACACAGUGUCUAGAAGCUCUGCAGAAUCUGAAUACAGGAGCAUGGCUACAACAGUUACUGAAUUAGUUUGGAUCUUGGGAUAGAUGAAAGAGAUUGGUAUUGAGGUAAAGUAACCUGUUCAAAUAUUCACAGACAGUAAAGCAGUAAUGCAAAUAGUAGCCAAUCCAGUUUACCAUGAAUGAACCAAAUACAUUGAAGUAGAUUGCCAUUACAUUCGGGAGAAGAUCAAUCAAGGAAUGGUGACAACCAGAUAUGUUUCAACAAGGGAUAAUCCAGUUGACUUACUAACCAAAGGACUUACAAAAGUUCAACACCACUAUCUUAGCUCUAAGCUUGGACUGCAGGACAUCUUCACUACUCCUAGCUUGAGGGAGAGUGUUGAGAGUAAGCAACAAGCAAGGGUAGUUUAGUAAAUGUCUAAAUUAUUUAGUCACUGUAUUAGCAGUUAGUUAAGGGGUUGAUCAAGAUUAGUUAAGGUAGUUAGAAGUAGUUAAUCAUUGAACUAGUGUAUAAAUACCUACCAAGUGUACAGUUCAAUCAAGAUAAUCAAUACAAUCUACAUGCUUUCUCUUAAUUCUCUUCUUCACUAUUUCCUACUAUACUUUCUUCAUCAGUUAUCCCUAUAGGGAGUACAUAAUCUGCAGAUUACACAAAUUACAACAAUAUAUCUGCGCUACUCUAACCACUUGAAUAACUCCGAGCGAUAGAUUCUUCAUCUCUAUCCGAACCUUCCUGCAUUUUUGUGAUGCAAUCCCUCUAAGGUGAUAGUUUCCAUGAUGUGUAUCUGAGUAAAAGUUGCUUCAUUUCUAAUUGAGUAGCAUCUAGAUAAAGACUUCUCUUAGUUAAGCUCACAAAUCCGUUAUUUAAUGGACUUAAAGGUG